AUGAUCUUAAACGAAGCGAGUGAGGACCGGGCAGCAGCCCUGCGCGGAGGGGACAAUGCCUUCGGUCAUCACAGGAGCUGCCGCGUGCACGGGCCGGUCCUCUGCCUGAACCUUCCCCAUCAGAGCGCCAGACAGCCCUAUGCCACGCUUGCUCCUGACCCUGCCUGGCCUCCCUGCCUCCGUGGGAUGCACGAUCCGGCCAGUGGCCCCCGUCCGCUCCCUUCUGUGCCGCCUGAUGCCCUGAAGCUGGGAGUGAUGACCUCUGUGAUGGGUGAGAGGCAGUUCCGGCUGGGCCGGCCACCGAGCCAGAACAACCUCGGAAAUGGGCUUCCAGUCUUCACCAAGUGCCGCCACUGUGAUCACAGCUUCGAGGCUGUGUCCACCUCCGGGGCCACCUCCUCUGCUUGCUUCCUCCAUCUCUCCAGGCUGAGCCUGCCCAAGGGGUGCCCAAGGCAGCAGGCAGCCGCCUGCCUGGGGCAACGGGUGUACCAUGACUUCCUGCUCUUCCCGUGGGAUCCGCAGCCUCCAGACACAUGCCCUGUGCCCAGUAAAGGAAUCUCUAAACAGUAA
Molecule: messenger RNA, 570 nt
Organism: Rangifer tarandus platyrhynchus (Svalbard reindeer)
Lineage: Eukaryota; Metazoa; Chordata; Mammalia; Artiodactyla; Cervidae
Source: the annotation of a GenBank genome assembly